UGCUCUUUGUACUUUCUCACCUAAUGUCUCUUUUAGGGGAGAUCUCAACACAGAAAAUCGAUGCACUAGAAACAGUAAAACGUGUCUCAGAGGGUGAUCCUGUUACUCUCUCCUGCAAGUACAGUGUCAGUGGUAAUAAUUAUGCUCUUCAGUGGUAUCUCCAAUAUUCCAGAUCUAGACCAGCGUUUAUAGAUUAUAUCCUCCCUAGUCAAACUGACAGAGACUCUGUUCUUCCUGGUAUGUCUGUAAACCUUGAUAAAAAACAAAGCCGUGUGGAUCUGCUGAUCUCCUUUGCUACAAUAUCAAACUCCGCACUGUACUACUGUGCCCUGGCGCCCACAGUAACAGGAAACCCAGCAAUGCUGUACAAAAAAACCUCCCACCGUGAAGGUGUUUUUUGUGCUGAUCAAAUUGGACCAAACCAGGAUCAGGAUACUGAGGUUUUUCAUGAAGAGGGACAAUCAGUUACACUGGAAUGUUCAUAUGAUUCAACUAAUCAAUAUAUUGAUCUUUACUGGUACAGACAGCAUCCUAACAAAGCACCACAGUAUUUAUUGUAUAAACCUGCUCGAUCAAGUCCGAGUGACUCUAUAGCAGAGCCAAUAGAACCACUUUCCCUCAAUGAAGCUGUGCUUCAGGGUGGUAAUGUUACUCUGUCCUGCAACUACAAAGAGUUUAGUAGUACUGUACAUAAUCUCCAGUGGUACCGACAGUAUCCACAAUCCAGACCAGAAUUCCACGUUUACAUCUUUAUGAAGAUUCGGUUUGGUACUGAGUCUGAACUGUACAGCUGGAAGGCGAAUAAGAAGUGA
Messenger RNA from Electrophorus electricus (electric eel), 812 nucleotides. Lineage: Eukaryota; Metazoa; Chordata; Actinopteri; Gymnotiformes; Gymnotidae. The record is from RefSeq and is a predicted model, not a curated record.